Molecule: messenger RNA, 516 nt
Organism: Thermothelomyces thermophilus ATCC 42464
Lineage: Eukaryota; Fungi; Ascomycota; Sordariomycetes; Sordariales; Chaetomiaceae
Exons: 1
Coding region: 122-340 (72 amino acids)
Source: RefSeq, a predicted model, not a curated record
UAGCAUCGUCGCUGGUGGGGGGAUGGCGGAGGCGCCAUGCGAGGAGUACUGCAACUGUUGUAAGGUGCGAAAGGAUCGGAGAAGCGAGAGAGGGCGAGGAUUCGAUGAAUGACCGAGUGGCAUGGCCUGCCGCAAGAAGGGCGAGGGGCCGGUGGUGGUUGCUGUGCUGCGAGGUCGCGUCAGUCCCGGAGGAGUCCUCGGCGUCGUCGUUGUCGUUGUCGUUGCCCUCGUCGUCCACGGCCUCGUCGCUAUCGCAGGAGGGAGAGCCGAAGAGAGAUCCCACACUGACGGGGCGAAAACGGCUCGUUUGACGAGAGCCUGCCGCGAGGAUGCUCGUUGAGUGGUAUUGCGUGGUCUCAACCAAGACCGGGCAGGGGGUCAGAGUCGACCAGGCCAGGGGGGUGAGGUAGUGUAGAGGGAUCGGACCAGGGCCAACUCGAGAAGAACAAAUAGGGCGAAGGCCCUCGCGUUGUCCGGAGCGACAGCGGACUGGCGAGGCGCCGGGGCUAGGCUUGG